Molecule: messenger RNA, 192 nt
Organism: Phytophthora nicotianae INRA-310
Lineage: Eukaryota; Oomycota; Peronosporomycetes; Peronosporales; Peronosporaceae
Exons: 1
Coding region: 1-192 (63 amino acids)
Source: RefSeq, a predicted model, not a curated record
AUGUCGGAGCAAGUCUUCAUCAUCUUGAUCAACUGCAUCGUGCGGGGUCUAAACAGGAAUGGAAAGCAGAUUACUGGGUAUGUGACCAAGCACUGGCUAACAGUUGGUUUACGUCACACACACACAGACACAUUUCGCCGUGCUAGUGCCCAAUACCGUUUCAUGUAUGACCAGCCUGGUCGUCGUCGGUAG